GUCUCUCUCACAUCUUGACCCGGUUGCCCAAACCCCAAAAACCCUCCCUUCCACUCUCACACUUCACGCUAGUCGUUACUCCCUCCCAUGGCGUCACUGAAGCUUCUCCUCUCUCAAGCUCGCCGCCACUGCUUCACCAACCACCCUUCCCAUUUCCACUCUCCCCUUUCUCAUUCCUUCUUCUCUCAAACCAGAUCCUUUUCUUCAUCCGAAUCAAAUCCUUCAACCCCACCUUUCGAACCCAUUCCAAUCCAACCCGUUUCCUACCCCGUUAAACCCCAAGACCCACCUCCACCGGAGCCUCAACUCUCCUCCGACGCCGCCCCAUCCCUCACUCAACCUCCCCCACCUCUUAAAUCAGCGGACGGUCCCGAACCACCUCGAGCAUGGACGCGCGAAGAUAUUCGGUACGUGAAGGACGCCCCGUCGAUUACUCCGGUGUCUUACCCUGUUCGGGUAGCUCCACUUCCGGACGAUAAGGGUCCGGCUGAGAACGAUGAAAUGGAGAAGGAGAGGAAGAGAAUUGAGGCGGAGGAUCAGCUUAGGAAGAAGAUGCUUAAAGCUACCGAAGAUGAAAAGUUGAAGGUGCCUUUUCCUUUGCUGAUAAAGCCCAAGCUGAAGGAGAAACCCCCUCUUUUUGAUUUGUCUGAGGCCAUUCGCCAAGUUAAGGCCAAUGCCAAGGCAAAGUUUGACGAAACUGUUGAAGCACAUAUAAGAUUGGGCAUCGAUUCCAAGCGAACAGAACUGGCAGUUCGUGGUACAGUGAUUCUGCCUCAUGGUGCCCCUAAGGCCGUCACUGUGGCUGUUUUUGCAGAAGGGGCAGAGGCAGAAGAAGCAAAAGCUGCAGGAGCUGAUAUAGUUGGUGGUAAAGAGCUUAUUGAAGAGAUUGCUAAUGGUAGUAAUAAGCUCAAAGUUGACAAGUGCUUCUCCACUCCUGGAAUGGCACCUCAUCUUGGAAAGAUAGCACAAUAUCUCAGAAAGCGCAGACUGAUGCCAGACAAGAAGCUAGGUACUUUGACUAGUGAUAUUGCUGGGCAGUUAAAAGAGCUAAGACAGGGUCGUAUUGAGUUUAAAAUGGAAAGUAAAUCAAUUUUGCAUGCGGGAGUUGGAAAGGUAAGCUACAAAGAAGAGUCUUUACGGGAGAAUAUUGGUGCAUUUAUGAAUGCUGUAUUGCAAGCAAAGCCUGCUGGCUUAAAAAAGACUUCUAAAUAUGCCGGGUAUGUGCUGUCAGUCCAUAUAUGCAGCACGAUUGGCCCAGGGAUACCUGUAUCAAUUCAAUCAUUAUCCAAAGCAGCAGAUAACUAUAAGAAAGCGCAUAUGGUAUGAAUCAUAUGAAUAGGGGGCAGUGACAGGCUUUCAACAUGAAGCUUAAUUUUGAUGAUUUGUAUGUUCCCGUAGUAUUUUUAUUCAUUACCAUUGAUUUUCUAAAGCGUGUUCUGUGAUAUAGGUGGCAAUAAGUAAUUAGAAUGUUAAACUUUUUUUGUAUGAGAUUUUUCUUGUGUUUCAUGGUCUUUCUUGCAACACUGGAACAUACGGCAUACUAAACUUAUUCUUUGUAAUACUGAGCUAACCACUUGAUUUUCUCUGGAUUUAAUGGUUUAUUUGUUUGUCUUUAAA
Vicia villosa (hairy vetch) is the source of this 1617-nucleotide messenger RNA. RefSeq lists its product as uncharacterized. The transcript has 10 exons. Lineage: Eukaryota; Viridiplantae; Streptophyta; Magnoliopsida; Fabales; Fabaceae. Gene Ontology annotation, biological process: translation. The record is from RefSeq and is a predicted model, not a curated record. Gene Ontology annotation, molecular function: structural constituent of ribosome; RNA binding. The coding region runs from base 88 to 1326 and encodes 412 amino acids. Gene Ontology annotation, cellular component: large ribosomal subunit.